This is a messenger RNA of Adineta ricciae, 882 nucleotides long. The record is from the annotation of a GenBank genome assembly. Lineage: Eukaryota; Metazoa; Rotifera; Eurotatoria; Adinetida; Adinetidae.
AUGGUUCUAACACAAUUAGUUCAUUGUCGGCUACCAGUUAGUUUUCAUUCAUUACUUUUAUCAUCCAUAUUUAUAUCACGUUUCCUAGAAAAAUCACUUACUUAUCUAUCUACCACCUACCUGUUGCCAUCUGGAUAUCGUCGAAAGCGAGCCGUACAGAGUUUCAGUGACCGUCAACAAACCUCCAGUCAGCUGACAGCAUCAAUAGGUGCUACUCAAAAUUCUAUUUCGAUCUUUGGUAUUACCUUGUCAAUUGGUAAUGGUAUGAAAGGCCGUCGUCGUCGCGAUAUUCAAUGUGAUAGAACUACUCGUUCAGGUAAUGCGCUUGUUUUUGGAGUUGAAUUGCGCUCUCCACCAACGGAACCAUGUCAAACGUUGAUUUGUCAAAUCAAUCUAUUUAAAAGUAUUCACAAUAGUUUUAACACUACAUCAAAUGUUGUCAUCACGACGGACGAUGGAACUCCUCUGAACUUAGAACUUUGCCAGGUUAAAAAUCUUCCAGAUGGCAAUGCUCAAACUGAUGAUAAGCCUAUCGUUAUCAAUGAUGAUAGCUCAGUAACUCAUUCAGAUGUCACUAGUAGUACCAAUACUGUUUUACAAUCAACACAAACAUCUGCAACACCAGUCAGCACAUAUACAAUGACGUCAACAGUAUCUACAACAAUGACAUCAACUAUUCUAAACUGCAAUAGUGCUACUUGCUGUCAUGCUAAUAGUUCUUGUGUUUCUUGUAUUUAUAAUGGUGUUUCAGCUUAUUGCUACCAUGGUAGACUUAUGAAUGCCACUACUUCUGGAGUAUAUAAUACUAGCAGUAUUAGCCAGUGUAAUCUGGAUGUGAAUAAUGGUUAUAAUGCUUAUAAUUAUGCUGUUGCCGUUUGCUGA